Molecule: messenger RNA, 2233 nt
Organism: Sphaerulina musiva SO2202
Lineage: Eukaryota; Fungi; Ascomycota; Dothideomycetes; Mycosphaerellales; Mycosphaerellaceae
Product: meiosis-specific APC/C activator protein AMA1
Exons: 1
Coding region: 173-1999 (608 amino acids)
Biological process (GO): anaphase-promoting complex-dependent catabolic process; positive regulation of anaphase-promoting complex-dependent catabolic process; positive regulation of ubiquitin protein ligase activity
Cellular component (GO): anaphase-promoting complex
Molecular function (GO): protein binding; ubiquitin ligase activator activity; anaphase-promoting complex binding
Source: RefSeq, a predicted model, not a curated record
CACAAACCAAUUCACACAUCCGCGCUCGUCACGCACCCAAGGCUCUCACGCCUUACCUACCUCUUACCAUCAACGGCAUACUGCAAUAUAUUCCGCGAACAUACUAACCGGAUCCCUUGACUGGGCCAUCUACAGGAACUUCGACACCAACACUCUGCAUUCAUCAGCGGAUAUGGCAACUGCAUCAGUAUCGACCCCCAUUAAACAACGCCGUGAUGGCAUCUUCUCCACUCGCCUCGCUGGUGGUCGUAUGCCUCUUACUCCCUCGCCUCAGACGACGCCCAAGUCGGUGAGCUUGGAAGCGAGUGAGAGCAUUCACCAUGGCAACGUCAACUUGACUUCACGCUUCUCGCGUGCCCAGUCCAAGACCAAUGUCCGCGACUCUCCCAAGUCCAACAUUGCUCGUCGCCACCCCCAGUCGCCCCGCAACCUGGACAACCUCAUGAGCGACUUUACACUCUCCGGCACAGGCCCACGCCCUGCUUCGUCGGCCAAGAACACCCCAACGCGCCCCAAGAGCUCGCGAUCUGGCUCCACCCACCGCACGCCAAAGAGGAGCCAGGGCAAGAUCAACUACACUGCUGCCGAUCGCUUCAUUCCAAAUCGUGAUGCCAGCGAGGCUAUCUCCUCUCAGGGUGCAGCAGUCAAGAUCGACAACGAGCGAACUCCAGCACGCCGACCAAAGUCGAGCGCAUCCGACGCUGCAGGCGUUGCGAGCGCUUUUGACAUUGGUCGUCACUCCACUUCGGACACCGCUCUCUCUCUGGAAGGUCUGAACCUCAACGACAACGAGGAUGACGAGGAUGACAUCCCACGUACCAAGCAGAGCCCAAACACGGUCGCCUACCAGAAAUCAGUCGCCGAGGCUUGCGGUGUCAGCAUGAAGCAACGCAUUCUCGCCUUCAAGCCUGCUGCUCCGGAGUCAUCUCGCCCCAUCGAUCUCCGCUCUCAGUACAACCGCCCGCUCAAGCCAGCUGCCGCCUCUGCAUCUCAGUUUCGUCGUCGGGUUCUUACCGCACCAGAGCGUGUCCUCGAUGCUCCAGGCCUGGUCGAUGACUACUACCUCAACCUCCUUGACUGGUCUUCCGGCAACCAGGUCGCCAUCGGCCUUGAGCGCAACGUCUACGUCUGGUCGGCCGAGUCAGGCUCCGUCUCCAGCCUACUCGAGUGCCCAGCUGACACUUACAUUGCCUCUGUCAAGUGGUCUGGUGACGGCGCUUACGUCGCCGCUGGACUCGGUACUGGUGAAGUUCAGAUCUGGGACGUCGAGGAUGGCACCAAGCUUCGCUCCAUGCACGGUCACGAUACUCGCGUCAGUGUUAUGGGCUGGAACAAGCAUCUCCUCUCCACCGGCGCCCGCUCUGGUCUGGUGUACAACCACGAUGUUCGCAUCGCCCAGCACAAGGUCGCUGAGCUCGUUUCCCACACCUCUGAGGUGUGCGGUCUCGAAUGGCGCGCCGAUGGUGCUCAGCUAGCUACCGGUGGUAACGACAACCUCGUUACCAUUUGGGACGCACGUCAACUCACCGCCCCAAAAUUCCAAAAGACCAACCACAAGGCCGCUGUCAAGGCUCUAGCGUGGUGCCCAUGGCAGUCAAACCUCCUGGCCACUGGUGGAGGCUCGCAUGACCGUAUGAUCCACUUCUGGAACACCACCUCUGGUGCCCGCGUCAACAGCAUCGAUACUGGCAGCCAAGUCACCUCUCUCCGCUGGAGCAUGGGCUACAAGGAGAUCGUCUCCUCUUCUGGCUUCCCUGACAACUCGCUCUCCAUCUGGAGCUAUCCAACUCUGGUCAAGAACAUCGAGAUUCCGGCCCACGAGUCUCGUGUUCUCCACUCGGCGCUCUCUCCUGAUGGACAGAUGCUCGCCACUGCCGCUGCUGACGAGUCUCUCAAGUUCUGGAAGGUCUUCGAGAAGAAGGCGGGCUCAAGCAACUUGGUUGGUGGGUCUAGCGCUAGUGCGAAGGCUAGCUUGACCAAGGCCACUACCAUUCGAUAAACAAUGGAUUUCAGCACGAGUGACAGGGUCCGGCAUUUGUGUUUGAAUGACUUUGGGAUUGGCAUAUGAUGAUGACGGCCUAAUUGUGGCGCAGUGUUUCUGUUCGUUGAGCAUUUCGAAGCGGGGGCAUUUCCUACAUGGCGUUGUCACUCAGGAUGAUGAGAGUCUUUCAGUAGAGAGUUAGGUUCUCUCAAGUACAUUUGCGUUUAAUGAACAACUCACCCUCGCUAUUCG